AUUGCAGUCGCACGACAUUGUGCACGAUUGGCGGUCGGCGGUGCACCGACGAAAACGAAAACGUCGUCGUCGUCGUCGUCGUCCCUACGCAUUUAGACCGAAAACGAAGACACGGCGGACGGUGAGCGUUUUUAAUCGUAUUAAAAAAUUAAAUACAACACACGCGCCGCUCGCAUGCACACCGGAGAUAAGCCGGCCUAACGUUGUUUAUUUUAUUCCGUUGCCGACCGUUACGCCGCCGCCGCCGCCGCCGCAAUAAUAUCGGUUAAACCGUCGUGGCUCGACGGCGAUAACGAGCGCAACGCCGCGUGUAAAAAGCAGUUCGAUCGGCUGCGAUCCGGGCAGUAUUGCAUGCACACGGUCGUGACGAUGAACGUACACGAGGUCGGCCGGCCGUCCGUCCGAUGACGAUGACGACGACGACGACCGAAUAGAAUAAUAAUAAUAAUAAUAAUUUAUCGUAAAAGCCGUCGCCGCCGAAAACUUAACCGACCGACUGACUGACCGACCGACAGCCAGUAGCAGCAGCCAUGGUCCUGUGUUUUGGUUGCUGUUCUUCUCGUGGAGACUAUUCACCAAUAGAUGAUGGUUUGCCAUCUCAUCACAUUAACAAUUUAGAUGUAGAAUACAUUGACAUAAAAUGUGGAUAUUCUUAUAACCUAUUAAAAAAAAUAAUAUUUAAUAUAAUUGCAAUAUGCAUGCUUGGUGUGCCAUACUUAGCCAUUCAUUGGUCAAUCAAAUUAAAAUUAUAUCUGCUUAUGACUCCUAGCCCAUUAUCAACUUCCGAUGUUGUUCUCGUUAAUGACGCGAAUAACAGCGAUGCCAUGUACGAUGUACACACUUCAAUAAUAAAAGACUCAAACGGAGAAAGGAAAACCGUAAGAUAUUUUAAACAUCAAUUACUAAAAUAUAUAUGGGAUGAGAAUGAAAAUGUAUUCAAAUUUCUACAAGGUCUUGAUAAUGGAACAACUACACUAUCAAAUUUGUUAGAAAAGUGUCACGGUCUCACUACUGAUGAAUAUACAAACCAAUUAGAACUUUUUGGCAAGAAUGAAGUGAUCGUAGAAGUAUAUUCUUACUGGAAAUUGUUUUUUGCUGAAGUGCUGAAUCCAUUUUACGUGUUCCAAAUAUUUAGUAUAUGCCUAUGGUUUUUUGAUGACUAUGAAUAUUAUGGUUUAUGUGUAUUGGUCAGUUCAGCUUUUUCUAUUGGCACUUCAUUAUAUCAACUGAAAGAGCAAAGUCGAUCACUUAAAGAAACUGUAGAUACUUAUAAUAAUGACAUUUACACUGUCCUAAGAAGAGACGAGGAAAAUGUAAAAGUAAAAGCUCAAUAUUUAGUACCUGGAGAUGUAAUUAUAAUACCACCAGGAGGUUGCAAUAUAGCUUGUGAUGCUUUAUUAUUAUCUGGUAAUUGUAUUGUGGAUGAAAGUCUUUUAACAGGAGAAAGUGAGCCAAUAACGAAAAGCCCUCCUUCGUCAAUUGAAGAAUUUUGCUACAGCAGUUCUUCGCAUAAACAUCACACAUUGUACUGCGGUACCAGGAUUUUACAAUCAAGAUUUUACGCUGGGGCUCAAGUGUUGGCUCUGGUGGUUAGGACUGGAAGUUCUACGGCUAAAGGGAAUUUGAUACGGUCAAUUAUGUUUCCAAAAGAUAUGGAUUUCGAGUUUUAUUUGGAUUCCAUAAAAUUUGUUAUAAUCAUGUUUGUCGUUGCUACCAUUGGAAUGCUUUACUGUGCCUACUUGUAUGUUAUAAGAGAAGCUUCUACAGAGUACAUAAUCAUAAGAAGUCUGGACAUUUACACUGUGGUUGUCCCCCCUGCAUUGCCAGCUGCAAUGACAAUUGGUAUUGUGCAUUCUAUGAAACGACUAAAACGCCUUAAAAUAUACUGCACAUGUCAGACCCGUAUUAAUGUUGCUGGUAAAAUAAAACUUGUUUGUUUUGAUAAGACUGGUACACUGACCGAAGACGGAUUGCACUUUUUUGGCCUAUUGCCUUAUGAUGGCUUGCAAUCGACUACAAAUAUUUAUAAUAAUUUAGUUAAAGACUUAUCACAAAUAGAUGUCAGAUCACCAAUAAUAGCUACAAUGGCAUCUUGUCACUCAUUAACUCACAUCAAUGGGUCACUAGCAGGAGAUCCAUUAGAUUUGAGCAUGUUUAAUUCAACUGAUUGGGAAUUGGAAGAGCCUGGUGCAGAUAGCUCAAGAUUUGAUAGUUUAUUACCUUCAAUAGUAAGACCAUCUAAAAAAAUAUACACGGGUGAAUCACCAAUUGAAAUCGGUAUCGUACAUCAAUUUCCUUUUAAUUCGAAAACGCAAAGUAUGUGUGUAAUUGGUCAAGUAUUUGGUACUCGGCGUUACACAGCAUACUGUAAAGGUGCUCCAGAAAAGAUUAUCCAAAACUGUUUGAAAGAAACAAUUCCCACAAAUAUUUUUUCUGUUUUGGAAGAAUUUGGUUCAUCUGGAUAUCGAGUAUUAGCAUUGGCAUACAAAGAUUUACCAAAAAAAGUGAACUGGAAAUCGUUAUACCACCUUAAAUUAGAAAAUGUUCAAUGUGAUUUAAUUUUUCUUGGAUUUCUUGUUAUGCAAAAUAAACUUAAACCACAAUCUUCUAAUAUAGUUCAACAAUUGAGAACAGCGAACAUAAAAUGUGUUAUGGUCACAGGUGAUAAUUUAUACACUGGAUUAAGUGUAGCAAGAGAGUGUUCUAUGAUUCCAUCUAAUAUAAAUAUUGCAGUACUAACAGCAACACCUAGCACCGAACUAACUAAAGCAGAAAUCAAACUUGAGCCUACUUUAGGGCAUACCUUAGAUAUACAAGAUGAAAAGUUAUGUUAUGCAAUCGACGGAAGGUCGUGGUCUGUUUUGGAGUCAGAUUAUCCGAGUUGGUUACCUUAUGUUGUCUCUAAAGGUCUUGUAUUUGGACGGAUGUUACCAGAGCAAAAAGUGAAACUUGUGGAGUAUUUUCAAAGUAUGGGCUAUGUGACAGCGAUGUGUGGAGAUGGAGCAAACGAUGCUGGGGCAUUAAAAGUGGCUCAUGUUGGCAUAUCACUUUCACAAGCUGAAGCGUCCAUAGCAGCCCCAUUUACUUCUCAAAUAACAAACGUAUCAUGCGUAACUAAAAUAAUACGAGAAGGACGAUGUGCUCUGGUUACCAGUUUUGGAAUAUUUAAAUAUAUGACAUGCUACAGUUUAAUACAGUUUAUUACAUUAGUUUUACUUUAUAGUGUAGAAAGGUAUAAUGUUGGGAAAUUUCCAAUUCUUAUACUUUGAUUUUAUUCUCACUACAUCAUUAGCUAUUGUAAUGGGUGAUAUCGAACCUACUGACAAAGUUCAUCCUCACCGUCCUUUGUCUAAAAUUUUGACUGCCAAAAACUUAAUACCACUAUUUUU
This is a messenger RNA of Myzus persicae (green peach aphid), 3389 nucleotides long. RefSeq names its product probable cation-transporting ATPase 13A3. Gene Ontology annotation, molecular function: ATP hydrolysis activity; ATP binding; polyamine transmembrane transporter activity. NCBI's taxonomy places the organism in Eukaryota, Metazoa, Arthropoda, Insecta, Hemiptera, Aphididae. The transcript has 18 exons. Gene Ontology annotation, cellular component: membrane. Bases 531 to 3269 code for a protein of 912 amino acids. The record is from RefSeq and is a predicted model, not a curated record. Gene Ontology annotation, biological process: intracellular calcium ion homeostasis; polyamine transmembrane transport.